Messenger RNA from Geodia barretti, 1959 nucleotides. The record is from the annotation of a GenBank genome assembly. Lineage: Eukaryota; Metazoa; Porifera; Demospongiae; Tetractinellida; Geodiidae.
ACAGGGAAAGCGGUACGCGAAUGCCGUUCUCAGAAGCCGCCAAUACGGCGACAGACAUCGCCGCCGCGCUAGUCUACUUGCACGGAAGGCGUCCGCCGAUCGCUCACCGCGACCUGGCGCCGAAGAACGUCCUCUUGUCCGCGUCGGGAACGGCCAAACUCUGCGAUCUCGGCGUCGCAAAGUGGGCGAGCGGGAAACCAUCGCAGAAAAACACCGAAGGUCCCGGUACACUCCCCUACAUGCCACCCGAAGUGCGCUUCGGCAGAAACUAUUCUCUACUCGAAGUCGACCUAUACUCGUUUGGAGUCACGCUACUGGAGAUGAGCUGUGGACUGGAGCCGAAUCCAAAAGAGUUUGCACACAUGAAGGAAGACGGUUCUUACCAGUUGGUGGAGGAGAGGGCGAGGAGAGAGAAAUCGUUUGCAGCUUUGGGUAAGGACCACCCAAUGUUGGACACCAUCGACCAGUGCCUGCAGAGCACUGUUAGCAAGCGACCGACAGCCAAACAACUGCUCGGCAUCUUUCAGGGUACGAGGGGAGGCCUGUCGCCGAAAGAAGAGAUUGGCAAAAAAGAAUUGCUCUCUGUGCGAGAAAAUAGAGAAGAAACUUCGAGAAACAAUCGAGGAGCAGGAGAAAGAGAUUGCGAGACUCCGCGAGACAAACAAGAUGCUCGAGAGCUUUCGCGAGGAGCAGCUCAAACAGCUAAAGACGAAGCUCCAGACGGCGGCGUUGGAGGGAGAGAGAUAUCAGCUGCAGUUCAGGGAGGUUCAGGAGGCCCUCGACGAGCAGAUUGAGACGAAUCGGCGACUUGAAGUGACCAACGACUGGGCAAACGACAUCAACAUUCUCCUGAGGCAGAAGGUUGAGAUGGACAGUCAACUGUGCCGUAUAAAACCCCGCACGGGAACCUUUCUUGAAAAGAGUGUUAGUCUCAAGUACCCAAGCGAACAGAGACCCAAACCGGUCCCAAAACCACGCAGGAGGCCAGGAAUGCUUGCUUCCUCCAAGAGUACCGAUAAAUUGGACGACUUUUCUUCUGAUGCCAACUCACUCACUAACAGUUGCCCUGAGCCACCUCGGGCCCUCCACCGGCGUCCGAAUAUCUCAAUCUCUGUCUCCUCCCUCCCUGCCCUGAUGACAGAGGAAGGAGGCGAGGCCACCUACCUCCAGCUAGACGAAGUGGCAAUGCUAAAGGACGAGCAGAAAAACAGAUUGAGAAGUGGCGGUAAAUCUCGCAGCGUCUCUGCGAUUAACAAACAACGGUCAUCGUAUGAAAACCCCGAUGACCCCAUCUACGUGAAAUUUCCCGUGACCGAACCCCCCACGCCGCCCCCCAGGGACCAGCCUUUCCGGUUCUCCGACCUCUCGGCCAAACGUGCGACCUCACUGUACAGCAACCGGUCCCAGGACCAGAGGGCUCUGCGACCGAACAGACUCAGCGUGAUCGACGAAAAGGACGAGAGCGUUAAGUCACCGCAGGGCCUCAUGACUCCUCGAAACCAGCGCACCACGCAGAGUAUGAAGAGUCCUCGUGUCAGGAGCGAUUCUUUGCUGCUGGAGCCAGAUCCGUUUCUUCGCCGGCCGAGUUUCGACCGCCAGCGAUCGCGGGGAGACAUCCUCAUAUCAGAAGUAGUCACCUCUGUAAAAGCAAAGAACCCAGGGGACCUAUCGGCAAAGAAAGGAGAGCUGGUGAAGGUCACCAACAGCGUGAUUGAGAAGAAGCUCUGCGUUGCAGUGAAGACAAACGGAGACAGCGGGACCAUCAGAAAAAAGAACCUCCAGCAGGUUGUACCAGUGGACAUCCAGUAUGACCCCUUGAACCCAGCCACCAGCAGCAGGAGAGGUGUGUUUGACCACAUAGCUCGCUGCAGCAACCCACACGACCAGUGGGUGUCCCCGGUCGACACCAUGAAGAUUAUCAUCAUCCCCUCCUCGCUACACGCCGGUGACACGGGUCUC